Ostreobium quekettii is the source of this 5178-nucleotide messenger RNA. The record is from the annotation of a GenBank genome assembly. NCBI's taxonomy places the organism in Eukaryota, Viridiplantae, Chlorophyta, Ulvophyceae, Bryopsidales, Ostreobiaceae.
AUGACCAACGAGCUCUCCGCGGCUUACAUGGCUGGUCCACAGCAUGGCGGCGAGGAGAUCCCCGGUCAGGAGCGCGACCCUACACAGCUCACCGAGGAAGAGGUCCAGGCGGCCUUUGCCAAUGACCCGAUCCAGUUCGGGUUCAAGGGGAGCGACGAGCGCGUCGACUUCACCGCCUUCGCGCAUGUGCGCAAGCAGGAUCGCGAGCCGACCUCUCAGCACGCCGAGAUCUCUUACUUUAUGCGUCGCGAGCGCGAUGAUGCCACGGGCCGCUUCGUCACGCAGCUGGUGCGAAGGGAGGAUCCCUCGCCCGAUGACAAGCUCGACAGCGGCGGCACGAUCUAUGUGAUGAUCCCCGAGAUCGAGGAGAUCGAGUUCGAAUACUGGGACGCCGGUGAGGUCCGCGUCGGCACGCUCGAAGAGGUCGCCGAGGGCCGCUGGAUUCAAGAGUGGGACACGACUCGCCGCGACUUCGCCGGUCGCCUGCCUACGAGGGUCAAGAUCAAGGUCACGCUGCCGCCGCAAAACGAGCGCUCCGAGCCCGAGAUCUUCACCACGCAGGUGGUCGACCGCCCGGUGGUCUCGAAAGAGCGCGCCAGGACCAAACACCCUCGCGGCGUGGCGAUGCUGCUCGCGCUGGUGACGAUCGCGCUGAUGAGCUCUGCGGUGGUGGAGUUCGCCUACAUCUCGCGCGUGAACCUCUCGAUGGUCGCCCUGCAGAAGGAGUCUGGCGCGACCGAUGAUGACAUGGGGCAGUUGAUCAGCCGCGCGAUGCGCCGCUCGAAUUUCCAGAUCUACCAAUACGUUGAUCUGCUGAUGAAGCCGUUUCACUCCGGCAAGCUCGAGACCCCCGUGGGCGGGAUCGAUUUGGAGGAUAGCGGUGUCGAGGGCUUCGGGAACUUUACCGGCGAGUUCACCGCGACGGUGCGACCCGAGGCGGGCCGCAUCAGCAUCAAUGAUUUGGCCAAGGCCAAGAUCGACAACAACGACGUCAUCCAGUUGUGUGCGUUGUUCCUCGAUCCUCAAUACGAUGACCUGUUCUCUCGCAAGGACGAGUAUGGCGAGACGCUCGACAGGCAGGCGAUCCUCCAGAACCUGAUCGACUUCGUGGACCCUGAUCAGGAGGCGGUGCUCCUCAACGAGGAGUGCGCCAUCGAAGGUUCGGGUGGUGAUGAAGGGCGGAUUUACAGCCGCGAUGACAAGUCCAAGGUCAAGCCUCGCAACGCCUUGCUGACGCACGUCGAUGACCUCUUCCAGGUUCACGGCAUCGACCAGGCGUUCAUGGAUCAGUUUGGCAGCAAGUUCACCGUGUAUGACGUCGGGCGCCCGAACAUCAACGUGGCCGAGGCGCCCGUGUUCUACUCGGUGCUCUGCCGCAACGUGAACCUUAUGGGGAACAAGGACGUCAAGGGGUUCGGGCUCUGCGCCAGAGAGCCGCUCGUCGCCGCGCAGGUGCUCUGGUUUGCCAUGGCGCUCGAUGGGGUGAGGCAGUUCUUUGACGACCCGCUCUCGGUGUUGCUCGCGUAUGUGGGGACGCAGGAGUCCAAGCUGUUGCCCUCGGCGAAGAAGGGGCAGCCGGUGGCGUUCUUGAGCGUGGGUCAGUUCCCUCGUUACAUCGAGGACUUCAAGGCGAACCCGGCGCUGAUGGCGCAGUUUAUCCAGUACUCGCCAUUCUAUCAGCAGUUUGCAGCGCUCAACCCGGAUAUGGCGGUCGAUCCGCUGGCGCCAAAUUUCCCGCAGUGGACCAUCGACUUCGACUCGGCAGGUUUGACGCGCUCGGUGUCGACCUCUUCGCCGCAGAUUUUUAGGAUUUCGGCCUCUGGUCAGUAUGGUACGACCGAGAGCCGAAUCGAGGUCAUCGUCGAUAUGGGCAAGACGAUCCGACGCCUCCCUGACGAGCAGCAGCUCGAGGAGCAGGAGGAGGACACCGAGGAUCUGCGCGAGCUCAAGAAGUUGUUGCGCGAGGAGCGCGAGUGUGGAGAAAGCAAGAUGAUCAUCGGGCUCGACAUAGGCACCUACUCGGUCAAGGCCGUGGUGCUCGACCCAAAGAAGCGCUACCAGCUCGUGCAGUACAGCGAGCGUCGCCUCGAGGCGAUCGCCAAGGCUGCCGCUGCGUCAGCGCCUGCAAGUCAGGGACCUCCCCCCACGCCCGAUGACGCCGUCCACGAGGAUGGCCCGACGGAGUGGGCCGAGCCGGAGGAAGACACCGGCGAGUGGGAUGCUCCGUCAGAAGAUGGCGAGGAGGCUGGCGAGCAGGAAGAGCCUGCGCCAGCCGAAGAGGCUGGCGCUCCGCUCGAGGAUGAGAAGCUCUGGUUGAUGGCCGUGCAGCGCAUCAUGGGCGACCUCCCGCAAUCGGACACGAUCAUCACCUCGCUCCCCUGGGGCAAGUCGGUGACGAUGAGCAUGGAGGUCCCCUUCGGUGAUCGCGCGCAGGUCGAGAAGAUCCUCCCGCCGCAGCUCGACAACAGGUUGCCGUUUGCCACAAGGGAUGUCUCCUACGACUUCUUCAUCCAGAGCGAGGAAGAGAAGCACCAGGCGUAUGUCGGCUUUGCCAGAAAGCGCGAGCUCGGCGAGUUCCUCGAGGAUCUGAGCGGCGUGGGCGUGAACCCCAUGAUCGUGGGCGUCCCCGAGAUGAUGCUCCGUUACGUGGCCGAGAAUGGCCGCGUGGUGCUCACGCGCGCGAUGAAUAUUGGCGGCGCCGAUGUCACGCGCGCCAUCGCCGAGAUCUUCCAGUGUUCUGAGGAAGAGGCCGCGCCAGUCAAGCACGCGCAGGCCGCGAUCCUCGGCGUCGGCGAGGCUCAGGACCCCGCAAGAGAGGCUUUGAGCAAGGCUGUGGUCAGCGCGCUCGAGCCAUUGGUUCGAGAUCUGCGCCGUUCGUUCAAGUCGUUGUAUGCAAAGGAUCGCGUCGAGCUCGAGAAGAUCUAUAUCACGGGUGGCGCGAGCCGCGUGGGGAACCUGACGGGAUACCUCACGCGAGAGUUCGGCGGCGUGCCAGUAAGCGCGUUGAAGAUCGACGAGGAAAUCUCCCCAGAGCAACCGCUCGGGGAUGACGCGCUGACCAAGAUGCCGCUCGCCUAUGGCCACGCGCUCCAGCAGUACAGGGAUCGCACGCGCCAGCGUUUGCUCGACCUCCGGCAGGGAGAGUUCGCUUACCGCGGGCGCUCGAGUUAUCUGCGCGCGCAGCUCACGAGGCUCGCGGCGGCGGCGGCGGUGUUGCUCGUGUUGUUGGCGGGCGUGCUCUUUAUGAAGAAGCGCGACCUGAACGCGCAGCGCGAUGCGAUGCGCGCGGCGGUGAGCAAGGAGACCAAGAAGGUCUUCGGUUCGCCGGUGUGGCGCGCGGCUGACAUCAAAUCGAGGGCCGAGAGCGAGGAGGAGGGCGAGGGCGGCUUCGUGCCAAAGAUGAGCGCCUACGAGGUGUUCUACCAGCUCUCGGACAAGCUCUCUGCGGACACGCAGCUCGAGCUCUCGCGCAUCGAGGUCGAUUCGGAUCGCAAUCUCAUCCAGGUCUAUGGCAAGACGAACACGCCACAGGCCGUGGAUAAGAUCGUGAACGAUCUCGAGAAGCUCGAGUGCCUCAAGUCGAUCAAGAAAGACAAGCUCCAGCAGUCCUCGGGCGGCGUCAAGCAAGCCUGGGAGAACCUGACCGACCGCGAGCGGAAGCUGUUGAUCUUGAUGAUCUGCAACUUCCUGUUUCUGGGGUUGGCCGGGUCGAUCUACCUCUUCAACAAGUCCUUGAGUGAGACCGAAGAGGAGAUCUCGCGCUACGAGAAGACGCUCGACGCGCUCGGGGUAUCGACCCAAGUACCUGAGGCAACGGCGAGCGCGGUCGACAUCAAGGUCGACAACUACGAUGAGGAUUCGCUCAAGCUGUCGACCAAGGACUCGACCGGGCCGAUCAUCACCGAGCAGCAGCUUCGCGUGGAUAUUCGCGAGGCCGAGAUGGAGAAACUGCUCAAGCUCCUCGACAGGAUCGAGAAGAGCAAGGAGCCGGUCGUGAUCAAGCGCAUCAACCUGCGCGACGUGCGCAACAAGAAGGGCUUCGUGAUCCCUCUCUAUGGUCUGUUCACGCUGGUGGUCUUCCUGGCCGCGCUGGUGCUGACGUUUCCAGACGAGCGGGUCAAGCAAAUCGUGAUCGUGCAAGCGGAGCAGGCGCUCAACGCCGGCAAGCGCGCCGACGCCGGAGACAGGAUCUGGGAGGUGCGCAUCGAUGACCUCGACCUGUGGUGGUUCACCGGCAUCGAACUCGAGAACGUGCGCCUCAAAGAGAAGUGGACCGAGGAGAAGAAGGCGCGCGUCGAGGCUGAGGUCGCCGAGGGCGCGCCUCCGCAGGAGCCGCUCACGGUCACGAUCCCCCGCGUCGCCGGUCGCGUCUCGAUCCUCAAGUCGAUCAUCAACCUCGGGCUCGGCGCCCAGUAUGAUGUGGACUUCGAGGACGGUGGCCUGAUCAGCGGUGAGUUCGUGCAGAACUCCGAUGGCGGUCGCUUCACGGCGAACUUUGCCGAUGUGGACAUGUACAAGGCGUCGAUUCUUCAGAGCGUCACGGGCGUGCCUGGGUUUGGCACGCUGGAGGGCGACGUCGAGAUCGAGAUCGAUCCGAAGACGCGCCGACCUGUCGCUGGAAACAUCGACUUGAAAGGAAAGAAGCUCACGGUCGGGCCAGCCACGGUCAAGACCGAGAUGCUCCCCUCGAUGGCCUACCUCGAGGUUCCCCAGACGAACUUCGGGACGUUCGUCCUCAAGGCCAACAUCGUCAAGGACAAGGGCGCGCAGAACCCGAGCCUCGAGUUCGACGAGUUCAGCGCCAAGGGCCGCGAUGUGCGCAUGGAGGUCUGGGGGGAUGUCGAACUCUCCAGGGUGUUCGCGCGCGGGAUGGCAAACGUCAGCAUGCGCCUGCAGUUUGACGCCGAGUUCGUCAAGGAGAACAGCCUGAGCCCGAUCCUCAACAUCCAGCUCUUCCGCUCUGGCAAGUCUUCGGAUGAUUGGUACGGCAUCGCGUUCACCGGGCUUAUCGGCAAGAUGAAGCCAAAGGGCUCCGUGGCCGCCGCGCGUGGUCCGAGCACUAAGGGUGCCAAGGGCGCCACGAACAAGGCUGGUGCCAAAAAGGCUGCUCCCACCACCAAGGGAAAGACCACCAGGAAGAACGUCCGACCCAAGCGCACGCCCAAGGCGCUCAAGUAG